AUGUUCAAGCAAUUUAGACUUACGAAACCAAUACAACGAACUCUUACUAGAUUCUAUCAUUCUUCGGAUCAUAUAGGAUCUAAUCUUAUAGUUAAUCCAAAUGCAAUAGAAUCAAAAGUAUUAUCUAAAGCACUUGAGUAUGUUCCAAAAUAUGGGUUUACUCAAGUUUGUAUAACUGAAGCUAUUAGAGGUUUGCAAUACCCUGACUCAUUACAGUCUGUGAUUACUUCUAACCCAAGAGGCAAUUCAGCCGAGUUUGAAUUGGUUUUACAUUGGUUGAAAUGUAAAAGACAAGAAUUGGAACAAUAUGUGAUUAAUCCAAGUAGUGAAGAUUUCCAUAAGAUUGGAAAUGAAUAUGAAAGAGCAAGUCAUUUGAUCAAGAAAAGAUUAUUGGCAAAUGAACCUAUAAUUGAAAAAUUACAAAGUGGAUUAUCACAACUUGUUGUCCCUGGGAAUAUACCUCAAUCAAUGGAGGAAUUACAUAAUCUUAGUGAUGAUAUUGCAUUUUAUGCCGGUGAUAAAUCCAAUGAUUUUGCCUGGUAUUCCAAGAGAAUGGGAUUAUCUACAGUCUAUGUAAGUUCAGAAUUGUUUAUGUUACAAGAUACUAGUGAAGGAUUCCAAAGAACACAAGAUUUUGUUGAUGAAAAAGUGGCAGGACUUAAAGGAUUAGGAUCAGCUUAUACCAAUAUAGAAGAAUGGUCUGUUUUCAAUGCUAUUAGUCUUGUUAACCUUAUAAAAUCCCAAUUAUUACGUGGAUAA
Messenger RNA from Hemisphaericaspora subhashii, 759 nucleotides. Its product is annotated as ubiquinone biosynthesis protein. Lineage: Eukaryota; Fungi; Ascomycota; Pichiomycetes; Serinales; Debaryomycetaceae. Gene Ontology annotation, cellular component: mitochondrial inner membrane. Bases 1 to 759 code for a protein of 252 amino acids. Gene Ontology annotation, biological process: ubiquinone biosynthetic process. The transcript has a single exon. Gene Ontology annotation, molecular function: lipid binding. The record is from RefSeq and is a predicted model, not a curated record.